Impatiens glandulifera is the source of this 741-nucleotide messenger RNA. RefSeq lists its product as uncharacterized. Gene Ontology annotation, cellular component: endoplasmic reticulum membrane; endoplasmic reticulum. The record is from RefSeq and is a predicted model, not a curated record. NCBI's taxonomy places the organism in Eukaryota, Viridiplantae, Streptophyta, Magnoliopsida, Ericales, Balsaminaceae. The transcript has a single exon. Gene Ontology annotation, biological process: endoplasmic reticulum to Golgi vesicle-mediated transport; intracellular protein transport. The coding region runs from base 93 to 485 and encodes 130 amino acids.
GCUAGCUGUAUUUUGACAAUUCUUCUUGUGGAACUCUAGAAACUUCCGGCGACGAUCGUCAAGAGUAAACGCAUCUCAAUUCUCACCGGACGAUGGCUUUGGAAUGGGUUGUUCUUGGCUACGCCGCCGCCGCUGAGGCAAUCAUGCUCCUCUUACUCACUCUUCCAGGUCUCAAUCCCAUUCGUAAGGGUCUGAUCUCCGUUACUCGUAGUCUCCUUAAGCCUUUCCUUUCGAUCGUCCCUUUCUGUCUCUUCCUUCUAAUGGAUAUCUACUGGAAGUACGAGACUCGACCUUCUUGCGAAUCCGACAGUUGCAGCCCUUCAGAACAUCUCCGUCACCAGAAAUCCAUCAUGAAGAGUCAGCGCAAUGCCCUGCUCAUCGCCGCAGCUCUUACAUUCUACUGGCUAUUGUACUCCGUUACUGGCCUCGUUGUUCGCGCCGAUCAGCUCAGCAAGCGAUUGGAGAAGAUAAAGGCAAGUGAUUGAUUUCGUUUUGGAUCUGGGUUUACAUACACCCUAAGAUUUUCUUCAAUAGAUCUAAGCAGCCUCUACUCGUUUGUUUACAUUCUGUUCCAUGUUUUGUAAUUUUGGUCUGUUUGCUUGAUUAUUUACUUGUUCAGACACCUUCGAUUACUUCAUAUAAGGGUCCAUGUUCGAUUUUGUGAUGACAUCAAUAAUUUUGGGUUGAAAUGUAUGCUACUCGAUUGAGAUUGAAACUUAAUAUUUUCACUUCAUGAUUGUG